Messenger RNA from Ceratotherium simum simum (southern white rhinoceros), 2599 nucleotides. Lineage: Eukaryota; Metazoa; Chordata; Mammalia; Perissodactyla; Rhinocerotidae. The record is from RefSeq and is a predicted model, not a curated record.
AUGGCAGUAAAGAGCAACAAUAAGUCUCUGGGUCAGUUGCAUGGGAGUUUUCCGUACUACGGAGAUCAGUCAGCUGUCCUGAGGUAUUCUGAGUUUCUCACUUUUCUAGAGGAAGGCUUCCUUUGCACAGCCUGCGCGCACACUUCCCUCGCUUCAGCAGUUCGGGCUCCGGCCGGCGAUCUGCCCUUCCGUGUAGUUCCACCCCACACCGCAGGGGGCAGAGGCAGCCCGUGCUCGCUCCCGGCUUCCGACCCUGCUUCCGUCUCCUUCAGACCCGACCAAGUCAGUGCGCCGGGGGGAGCGGCCAUAGAGACGGCGGCCCUGGGCGCUGCGGGAACGUCCCGGCCCGGCUCUGGCGAGGCUAGCAUCCCCCCGCCCGGCGGAGAGAGGGACGGCCCGGCCCGCAGGCCCGACCCGGAAGCCGCCGCGCGGGCCACGCUCGCCUCUCGCCGGGACAGUGUGCGCCGCCCCGCGUGCCCUGGCGGCCGGCUGUCCGUGCUCGGCCCCACUGGCCCAUGGUUCACCGUCACGCUGCCGCCCUCGGUGCCGGGGGGAGACUCGGGGGAACUGAUCACAGCUGCACAUGAGCUUGGAGUUGCCCAUCCUCCUGGCUAUCCUUUGUUCACUCUGGUGGCUCAACUGGCAAUUACACUAUUUCCUUUUGGUUCAGUUGCCUACCGAGUCAAUCUUCUCUGUGGCUUAUUUGGAGCAGUAGCUGCAUCAUUACUUUUUUUCACCGUUUUCAGGCUUUCUGGCUCAUAUGCUGGAGGAAUCCUUGCUGCGGGGGUGUUUUCAUUUUCUCGUCUAACAUGGCAGUGGUCCAUUGCAGCAGAGGUUUUUAGUUUAAACAAUCUGUUUGUGGGGCUGCUUAUGGCUCUUACUGUACAUUUUGAGGAGGCAGCAACUGCAAAAGAAAGAUCAAAGAUAGCUAAAAUUGGUGCUUUCUGCUGUGGCCUUAGCUUAUGUAAUCAGCACACAAUAGUACUCUAUGUUUUGUGCAUUAUACCAUGGAUUCUCUUUCGACUUUUAAAAGAGAAGGAACUCUCCCUGGGCUCUUUGUUGAAGUUGAGUCUGUGCUUCUCUGCUGGUUUGCUACCCUACCUCUACCUUCCCAUCUCAUCCUACCUCAGUCAAGCCCGUUGGACCUGGGGAGACCAGACAACGUUGCUCGGAUUUUUGACACAUUUUCUCAGGGAGGAAUAUGGAACAUUCAGUCUGGCCAAAUCUGAAAUAGGAUCCAGUAUGUCUCAAAUAUUGCUUGCUCAAAUAACAAAUAUGAAGACCCAACUCUCAUUCAACAUUCAAGCCCUCGCAGUUUGGGCAAAUAUAUGUUUAGCAAGAAAGGACAAACAGAAUCCAUCCUUAGUAUGGCUUUUUACUGCAAUGUUCUGCAUUUAUUCAUUGUUCUUUGCUUGGAGGGCAAAUUUAGAUAUUUCAAAACCACUUUUCUUGGGUGUGGUAGAGCGAUUCUGGAUGCAGAGCAAUGCCGUGGUGGCUGUCCUCGCUGGCGUUGGUUUGGCUGCACUUGUUUCUGAGAGUAACCGAGUGCUGAACACCAAUGGGCUUCAGUAUCUGGAAUGGCUUUCAGCAACUCUCUUUGUAGUUUACCAAAUAUAUUCUAAUUUCAGCAUUUGUGACCAAAGCAACAACUACGUGAUCGAUAAAUUUGCGAAGAACCUUCUAGCCUCUAUGCCUCAUGAUGCAAUUAUCUUACUCAGAGGAGAUUUGCCAGGAAAUGCUCUCCGUUACAUGCAUUAUUGUGAGGGACUGAGGCCAGAUAUUUCCUUAGUGGAUCAGGAAAUGAUGACUUAUGAGUGGUAUUUACCCAAGAUGGCAAAGCAUUUACCAGGUGUCAACUUUCCUGGGAACCGGUGGAAUCCUGUGGAAGGAAUACUACCUAGUGGAAUGGUCACAUUUAAUCUUUAUCAUUUUCUUGAAGUAAAUAAACAAAAAGAAACAUUUGUUUGCAUAGGAAUUCAUGAAGGUGACCCAACCUGGAAAAAGAACUAUUCACUUUGGCCAUGGGGUUCUUGUGACAAAUUAGUUCCUUCAGAGAUUGUAUUCAACCCUGAGGAAUGGAUUAGACUUACAAGAAAUAUCUACAACUGGACUGAAGAAUAUGGAAGGUUUGAUCCAUCUUCUUGGGAAUCUGUGGCCAAUGAGGAGAUGUGGCAAGCAAGGAUGAAAACGCCGUUCUUCAUCUUUAACCUGGCAGAAACAGCAAAUAUACCUUCAAAUGUGAAAGCCCAACUCUACACUCAUGCGUAUAAUCUUUAUAAGGAGAUUGUCUAUUUACAAAAGGAACACCCAGUGAAUUGGCACAAGAACUACGCCAUCGCCUGUGAGCGGAUGCUGCGCCUGCGGGAAAGAGGUGCAGACCCUGAAGUCUUGUUAUCGGAAACCAUCAGACAUUUCCGUCUCUACACUCAGAAAGCACGGAAUGAUCCACAGCUGGCUGAUAUGUUAAUUGCUCUAAAGCACCUAAGAAAAGAACUGCAAAGUCUGAGAAAUAUGAAAAAUGUCUGAGACAGCAAAAUGUGAAAAACCUGCUCCUCAUUCAGCUUCCAAAAUUCCAAAGUCCAAAAGUUUUUCAUCCAAG